CUCUCUGGCACGCUCUUAGACUUUUUGAUCGCGAAUGCAGAUACAGAUACAUUAUGCGAAUGCUCGUGGCUCUUCGGUCAGUUGCUCUGUCGCUUCGAGAUGGCCAGCACCGAGAGUCUGGAUGGCAGCGCCUUCGAGGGCGACAUCUCGGCCAUUCCGCAGGUGGGCCACCUUACCACUGAGCCCCAGGAGCUGGAGUGUCCGGCCUGCCAGCAGCUGCAGACCACCCACGUGAAGUCGGAGGCAGUCACCUUUCUACAGAAGCUGGCCUGCUCGCUGAAUGUGCUGCUCUGCUGCAAUCCCAUUCGCUGGAAGGGUCGUCAUGAUGUGAACCACUACUGCAGCUCCUGUGGCUGCUUCAUUGGACGCGACAUCACCCUGAGCUGGUACAAAAGGACCCUCUUCCGGCUGCAACGCGGCGAGGUGGAGGACCACGGACGCUGGCAGAACUUCCACAAGGUGGAGAAGGAGCAGCUGGACGAGAAGAAACUGGGCAGACAGCGCAGAGCCAUCGAAUCGAGGCGCGCCAAUGAGCAUUAUUAA
Drosophila teissieri is the source of this 543-nucleotide messenger RNA. RefSeq lists its product as uncharacterized. The coding region runs from base 100 to 543 and encodes 147 amino acids. The record is from RefSeq and is a predicted model, not a curated record. Lineage: Eukaryota; Metazoa; Arthropoda; Insecta; Diptera; Drosophilidae. Gene Ontology annotation, molecular function: zinc ion binding. The transcript has 2 exons.